AGAAGAUCUAUAUAACCAGGAUAGCGAGGAAGAUCUGCUGACUGAAAGCACUUCAAACUCGGCAGCGGAGUUUACAUUAUUAUCAAGAUUACUGGAUGAAGACAGCAUUGGACAACUGACUGCAGUUCACGAUAAAUAUCAUCAGCUUAAGUGUCAACUCAACGCUCUACGUGGUGGUGAGCCGAACAAACCGAGUUCUUCACUCGAUUUAAUACAAGCUGAUGUAGUUGAUGUGAUAAUUGAUAAAACACAGCAGAAUUACAAACCGUUGAUUGCAAAUAAGAAACACUCAGUGAGUGCGGCGCCAUCAGAACCUAAAAUAUCUGAAGCAAGCCAACGAUCACAACGAAUCAAAGAAAUCAAGAAUCGAGCUGUGAGCGCUCGUGCCAACACCGAUUCUGGCGCACUUAGCGAUGACGUCAUGCAGCGACGAUGCUUCAGUGAUUACUCUCACUGGAUCAAAAUGGUCGAACGAAGAUGUGUUUCCAUUUGCCAACCAGCACACGAACUCCGAUGUUAAGUUCACGAUCCAACAAGUCACUUCUCCUCCCGACGAACAAACUGUGCUCAACUCUGCAUUGAAACAGCGACUCGAAAUGUACUGGGCGCGAGUCCUACAGUACCAACAGAACAAAUCGCAAGAACAACAACAACAACAACUCAACUACACGAACCCAACACCUGAAGUGAACAUAGAAGAAGCAAAACAAAUUAUGCAAAAGUUAAUAUCUGGUACGAACGACCAAUCACCAACCAACCUACCUUGGCCCAGUCUUGCAGCAAUGGCCGCCAACCGCCCCGCCUCAUACCCAGAGCUUCUCCCCCCACCCCCACUGAUCCCCAUGUCUACCACUAUACAAGCUACAUCAUCAAAUACUGUGAGCAACAUAUCAGCCGUUCUAGACCUUUCAAAGACGAGCGACAUUGAACAACGAUAUAACCCGAUCGUCUCACCUGAUAUUAAAGAUACCUCAAACAAGAAUCAGCCUUUAGAUUUAACAACCAGCAAUAAAAGACGAAGAACAACCGAAUCAUCGGAAGGCGAAGACAAACUUAUGUCGUGGAAACCUAACCUACAGAGCACACCUCAGAAAAAGCUGGAUGUUGUUUCCAACAAACCGAACGAGUUCGUCCCCCCGAUGCCGCCGAACAGUUCCCCUUUCAGCGGCUUCAACGCGCAGCAACUUGCAGCCCUCGGUCCUUACUUACAAGCAAGCGGAAACCCCGCCCUGCAAGCGAUGUACGGUCAAAGCUACCAACCAAUGCAAAACAUGGUUGCGAAUGGACUGCCACCUGCCUAUUUGCAGAAGUGGUUGCUUGCCGCACAGCAGCAAACCGCUGCCAACCAACAACCACCGAAAAAGCGAAAGAAAACGGACGAUAUCAACCAACAGCGUUCACGAGUCGUGUUUAAUCCUUUCGUGCACAAUCAGAAAGAGAUAUACUUGCCCACCCAAGUUCCUAUAUCUCCCAAUGCAUCUCGAAGCAACAGUUCGCCGUCCCAUUCAACCCCAACCUCAAACAGCGGCCCGAGCGGUAAACGGUACAAACGUUACGCCAAGCCCCCGUACUCUUACGUGUCACUCAUAACAUUAUCCAUCCUUUCCUCUCCCGAGAAAAAGCUUCGACUGUCACAGAUUUUGAAAAGGAUAUCUGAAAUGUUUCCGUUCUUCAACGGUUCGUACCAGGGCUGGCGCGACUCAGUGCGACACAAUCUUUCCCAGAACGAAUGUUUCGUGAAGGUAUUAAAGAACCCGUACCGACCAACCGCCAAAGGAAACUAUUGGACCGUCAACAUUACUGCUAUUCCCCACGAGCUAUUGUUGCGUCAGAAUACACUAGUGUCUCGGUACGCCCAAGAUUCCGGCUUCAGAUAUCGCAAGGAUUUGGCUGAGGUGUUCGACCUUGUGACUGGCAGAGUAAAAACCGGAAUCCCGAGUCAUUUAUUCAAUGGCGUGAAACUGGUGGAGGAUCCCGCAGCAGUCAUGGAGGCUUUACUGUUAGAGGAGAAAUCCGACGAUGAAGGAUCGACUCCCAUCCGCAGCAACCACGGGGUUUACUCCCUGGAGGACAUGUUUAACCAGGAUGACUUCAUUGAGGAAGAUCUGCUCCGUCAGCAUCAAAACCAUGGCAACAACAACAACAACAGAUGGUCCGCAAAAGGUCGACAACGCGCCAGCCAAGCUGCUUCAAAAUUAUCCGGGAAUUCUCCAACUUUUUCCACACCUACGUCAUACCAGCAAUACAUUACAAGCAUCGAGUCGCAGAAGUUAGCGGCUCAUAUGUUAAGGACAAGCACAACUAACUCAAUACUCGCACAGAAGGAGCUUCUAUCAAAAGCGCUCGGCCAACACAAGUUAAACUGCUUACCGCUGCUACAAAACUACUACGCCAAGGCGCACGGUAACGAUAACCACCAGGAGCACAUUGAACCCCCCGCCCCUGCUUACUCUGUUAACAAAUCCCCACAAUCGGAUCACCCUGAGUCCCCAAUUAGCGAAGACUUCACUGGAACAUGGAACCACGUCGAGGAGAAGAGGAAUCGACGCAAAGGAGCGCAACCAACACGAAGAACAUCAUCUUCUGGUGAAUGCAAACCUGACACCGGGUCUUUAAGUCCGCUUGCUUCGAGUGCAGUCGAUAGCGGGAUAGCUGGUUCACCUCGUUCGUCAACAAGGUCGUUCUGCUCCAGCGAGCCUGACGUCAGUUCUAGUAUCGUUGAUCACGUGUCACCCCUCCGGUCACGUGCCUCUGACGUGUCAUCGGAAACUCUGACGUCAUCCCCACGUGAUGGGGCCGAAGAUAUGAUGUCACCGAGAGGUUUUUCCUCCCCGUUUAACCUGUUCAAUAGUCGGCCUCUGGAGACGAGCAAACUGGCUUGAACAUUUAACACAUUGUAUCAUAUAUAGUAUUGUUGGGUAAGAUGGGAUACCGUUUGCACCUAAAUCCCAUAUUUUCUUACUGUGUUUUAGGCUUUGAGCAAUUAACAACGUUCUUUAGAGUAAGAAUACGGUUAUACAAGUCUGUAAAUAUUCUUUGUUGGCUUCCGAAUGGGACGAGAAAAGAAAAUGAAACGUGUCCCAUCUUACCCCACCCUACUAUAUACAAGUUGUAUAUAUUGAGUAAUGGACGUGGUUUGCCAACCUCCCUAUUAUACCAAGUUCAUUCUUUUGUAAAUAUUUCUUAUUCGAUCUAACCGAAUUAACAUUUUGCGUUUUGACUAAUCAUCGUCUUUAUAUUGUAUUGUGACGUCAGGGAUUAUGUUGUUUGUCAGCCGCAACCGCUUGAUGGCGCUCUUCAAGCCUCGCUUGCCUGACAAUUGUCUUCAGUAGCUGCUUGCUUUUACCUCAAUAUAGUAGCAAUCACUAACUAUUACUUCCAUGCUUCAUAAUAACAUGGACACAAAUACGCUGCCUAUCGCAAGCUUUCUUCGCAAUAUUUCUCAGGUCGAAUAAUCUCGCAAAGAUACAUCAUGUUGCCAAACUGGAGACUUGUAGUUUUGACUUAUCCGUUGCAACGUCAUCGUUAUUUGCAUGCCGACUUAAACAAACAUGGAAAUAACAUUACCGCCCAUUUUGUGCCCUCGUUAUAUUUUUACCUCAUACAUGGCUUGAGCCAUUUUGUUCGCGUUGCAAGAUACCUCAUCACCACAAUUACCUAUAUAUACAUUUCCCCUCCCAUCACCGUUUCUUUUUUGUAUUACCUUAAUACGAACGCUAUUAAUUUCGUAAUGACGACAAUCGGGUAUAAGAAUAAAUUUUAAUAAUAACAAAA
This is a messenger RNA of Ciona intestinalis (vase tunicate), 3774 nucleotides long. RefSeq lists its product as uncharacterized. Gene Ontology annotation, cellular component: activin responsive factor complex. Gene Ontology annotation, biological process: positive regulation of transcription by RNA polymerase II; transforming growth factor beta receptor signaling pathway. The record is from RefSeq and is a predicted model, not a curated record. Gene Ontology annotation, molecular function: DNA-binding transcription activator activity, RNA polymerase II-specific; transcription cis-regulatory region binding. NCBI's taxonomy places the organism in Eukaryota, Metazoa, Chordata, Ascidiacea, Phlebobranchia, Cionidae.